This is a messenger RNA of Nerophis lumbriciformis (worm pipefish), 2520 nucleotides long. The record is from RefSeq and is a predicted model, not a curated record. Lineage: Eukaryota; Metazoa; Chordata; Actinopteri; Syngnathiformes; Syngnathidae.
CCAAUGGAGUCUGUGAUGGAGCCGCUGCAGUUCGACUACAACUCACAGAUGCCCAUGGAUUCGGCUCCUACCGUCGGACUAUUUGAUUACACCAACCAACAGCAACUCUUCCAGAGAAACAACGCUCUCGCCGUGCAGCAGCUCACAGCCGCUCAGCAACAACAAUACGCUCUGGCGGCGGCACAGCAGCCACACAUUGCUUGUGUUAUAUCUACAGGUUUGGCCCCAGCCUUUGUGCCCAAUCCUUAUAUUAUCAGCGCCGCCCCGCCAGGUACGGACCCCUACGCAGCGGGGCUAGCUGCAGCGGCAACUCUUGGUCCGGCGGUGAUGCCUCCUCAGUACUACGGCGUCACACCCUGGGGCGUCUACCCCGCCAACCUAUUUCAGCAACAAGCAGCUGCCGCCAACAACUCAGCCAAUCAACAGGCCGCAGGCCAGGGCCAGCAGAACCAACAGCAGGUGAUGCGUGCAGGGGGGAACCAGCGCCCCUUGACGCCCAGUCAGGGGCAGCAAGGGCAGCAGAACGAGCAGCUGGUUGCCACGGCAGCUGUCAACUCAGCCCUGGCUUUUGGGCAGGGCCUCGCAGCAGGAGUGCCCGGUUACCCGGUCCUGGCCCCUGCAGCUUACUAUGACCAAACGGGUGCCCUGGUUGUUAACACUGGAGCUCGUAGUGGUCCCGUUCGCCUCAUGGCCCCCGCGUCUGUCAUCAUAUCGCCUUCUGCAGCACAAGCAGUCGCUGCCGCUGCAGCUUCGGCAGGUGGUGCUAAUGGGGGCCUGGGUGGCGGCGCUAAUGGACCCUUCCGAGCUAUGACGUCCCAGCAGCCCCAGCAGCAGGGAGGACCCGGCGGCGGCCCGCUGGGAGGCAGCUCUUUCUACGGCUCGUCCUCGCUCAGCUCGUCAUCGCAGAGCUCUUCGCUCUUCUCGCAGGGUUCUGGCCAGCCCGGCCCAGGCUCGGCUUCCCUGGGAUUCAGCCAGCAAGCCUCUUCGUCCCUUGGUGCUUCGCUCGGGGCCACGUUGGGAGGCUUUGGUACUGCGGUGGCCAACUCGAGUGGCGGCAGCGGAUCACGACGAGACUCUCUGACGGGCAACAGCGAGCUGUACAAGCGCACGCCCUCCAGCCUCACGCCCAUCGGCCACGGUGGCUUCUACAAUGGCACGCUGGGCUUCAGCCCCUCACCCGGCCCCGUGGGCAUGCCGCUGCCCAACCAGGGCCCGUCCCACUCGCUCACCCCGCCACCCUCGCUCUCCAACCACAGCUCCUCGUCAAACCUCAACCUUGGGGGUCUGACCAAUGGGAGUGGGCGCUUCAUCUCUGCCGCACCGGGCGCCGAAGCCAAGUACCGCAGCGCCGCCAGCUCGGGCUCGUCGCUCUUUUCUCCCAGCAGCCAGCUGUUCCCAUCGUCGCGGCUACGCUACGGCAUGUCUGACGUGAUGCCCUCGGGACGCAGCCGCCUGUUGGAAGACUUCCGCAACAACCGCUACCCUAACCUUCAGCUGCGUGACAUCGCUGGGCACAUCAUGGAGUUCAGCCAGGACCAGCAUGGCAGUAGGUUCAUUCAGUUGAAGUUGGAGCGAGCCAGUCCGGCCGAGCGCCAGCUAGUAUUCAGUGAAAUCCUGCAGGCCGCCUACCAGCUCAUGGUGGACGUUUUUGGCAACUAUGUAAUCCAGAAAUUCUUUGAGUUUGGCAGUUUGGACCAGAAGCUGGCGCUGGCCGAGCGUAUUCGCGGUCACGUCCUGUCGUUGGCCCUGCAGAUGUACGGGUGCAGAGUCAUCCAGAAAGCACUGGAGUUCAUCCCGUCCGAUCAGCAAAGCGAGAUGGUGCGCGAGCUGGACGGUCACGUGCUCAAGUGUGUGAAGGACCAGAACGGCAACCACGUGGUGCAGAAAUGUAUCGAGUGCGUGCAGCCGCAUGCUCUGCACUUCAUCAUAGACGCCUUCAAGGGGCAGGUAUUCGCCUUGUCCACUCACCCGUACGGCUGCCGAGUCAUCCAGCGCAUCCUGGAGCAUUGCCUGCCCGAACAGACGCUGCCCAUCCUGGAAGAGCUUCACCAGCACACGGAGCAGCUCGUGCAGGACCAGUACGGCAAUUACGUCAUCCAGCACGUGUUGGAGCACGGCCGAGCCGAAGAUAAGAGCAAGAUAGUGGCGGAGAUCAGAGGGAACGUGCUGGGACUCAGUCAGCACAAGUUUGCGAGCAAUGUGGUAGAGAAGUGCGUGACGCACGCAUCACGGGCAGAGCGAGCGGUCCUGAUCGACGAGGUGUGCAGCCUGACGGAAGGGCCCCACAGUGCCUUAUACACCAUGAUGAAGGACCAGUACGCCAACUACGUGGUACAGAAGAUGAUCGAUGUGGCCGAGCCCACCCAGCGAAAGAUCGUCAUGCACAAGAUCCGACCCCACAUCUCCACGCUUCGGAAGUACACGUACGGCAAACACAUCCUGGCCAAGCUGGAGAAGUACUACAUGAAGAACGGUGUCGACCUGGGACCCCUAUGCGGACCUCCCAACGGCAUCAUGUAA